AUUUUGUUGCUUCAAUUAAGUAAAUAUUUAAAUCCUUUUCCUUUAAAAAAAAGACAAGAUAUUUGCUUAAAAAUAUAAGAAAAAUUUUACUGUUGUCUGAUCAUAAAACAUACUUACUUUAUUAGCUUUUAUAAAUAUAUUAUAUCAGAUAUUUAUUUCAAAAAAAAAAUAUCUAGUGAAAAAUAUAACUAUAAAUUUUUAAUUCUUUGGUUUUUGAAAAUGGGAGUAUCAAUAUCAAUUACCAAAACAUUGAGCUAUAAACAUUUUAUGGUUGCUGCUGGGAGUGUUGGGAUAUAUUUUCUGCUAAAGAAAGCAAAAGAAAAAAUAUAAUUUUAGAUUUAAAAAAUGUGUUAUGAAAUAGAAAGUUAAUAAUGUGAAAUUAAAAAAUAACGUAGACCUAAAUUUCUUAUCUUACUUAGACAUGGAGAGUCUGAGGCUAAUAUUGAUCCUCAUGUAUAUACUCAUAAAGCUGAUAAUUAAAUAGAACUAACAGAGAAAGGAAAGAAAUAAGCUUCCAAAUUAGGAGAGAUAUUAAAUAAAUUGAUAGAUAAAAACUCUAAAAUAACAAUGUAUGUUUCACCACUAAAAAGAGCUAUGCAAACUGCCUAGAUAUUAGAGCAAUAUUUAAAUGUUGAAAAUAAGAUAGUAGAUCCUAGGCUGAGAGAGUAAGAAUGGGGAAAUUUGUAAAAGUUUUAGCUUGAUAAGGCCAAAAGUCUUUAAGUAUUAAAUGAAAGGAAACUUGUUUCAAGACUAUUUUACAGAUUUGAAACAGGAGAAUCAGGAUGUGAUGCGUAUAAUAGAGUAUCAUCGUUUUGGGAGACUUUAUUUAGAGAUAUGGAUAAUCCAAAUAAUUAAAGAAAUAAUAAUAAUAAUAGCAAUAGAAUCUUUGUAAUAGUAUCGCAUGGUAUUAUUUAGCGUUUACUUGUUUUUAGAUAUUUAAGGGCUGAUGUUGAAAAUUAUGAUACAAUGCCUAACCCUUCUAAUUGUGAAACUUGGAUCUUAAAAUUAAACUCAAAAGGAAGAUAUGAUUUUCAUGAUAAAAUUAUUAUGGAAGGUAUCGAGUGAAUUAAGUACAGGCUUUUAACUUCAAUAAAAAAAGCUAAUAAGUCAGAUUUUAGGUAUUUGUUAAAAAACUAAGUAAUGAAAACAGAAACGUUUUUAUAUUCAAACACUAUAAAAUACAUAUUUUAAAAAAUCAAUAUUGGAAAAAAUAAAUUUAGACUAGUUUAAUCAUGAAUAUAGCUUUAAAAUAAGCAUACGAAUAAAAAAAAUAAAGUCUUUGCUACAAAUUGAUAAAUUAAUUAUGACUAAAUAUUAAAAAAAUCAAAUUUAUUUAAAAUAAUUCAACUUUUUCAUUUAUAAUGAUUAUGUUAUAGUUAAUUUUUUAACCAUAA
Messenger RNA from Tetrahymena thermophila SB210, 1394 nucleotides. RefSeq names its product histidine phosphatase family (branch protein 1). NCBI's taxonomy places the organism in Eukaryota, Ciliophora, Oligohymenophorea, Hymenostomatida, Tetrahymenidae. Gene Ontology annotation, molecular function: phosphatase activity. The record is from RefSeq and is a predicted model, not a curated record. The transcript has a single exon.